Penicillium alfredii is the source of this 1494-nucleotide messenger RNA. RefSeq names its product putative 60S ribosome biogenesis protein Mak11. The coding region runs from base 1 to 1494 and encodes 497 amino acids. The record is from RefSeq and is a predicted model, not a curated record. The transcript is spliced from 2 exons. Gene Ontology annotation, molecular function: protein binding. NCBI's taxonomy places the organism in Eukaryota, Fungi, Ascomycota, Eurotiomycetes, Eurotiales, Aspergillaceae.
AUGGGCAAGCGAAAGAGAAAUGAUGUUCCCAAGGAGGGUAAAUUGGCAGAGGCCCCUUCAAAAACUGCCAAGUCCACCCCUACCCCGUCGGAAACUCCCGAUGCAGCUGUGAUAGUGCAAGUGGUAACUGGCUCCUACGAGAGAGUGCUGCAUGGCUUCACGGCUGGCAUCCCAGCUUCCACUCUGAAUUCAGUUGCUGGUGAGACAAAGCCUGACUUCACUGCUGUCCAAUGUAUCGACAAUUUCUUGUUUGAGGCGCAUGGAUCUGCAAUUCGCUGUCUGGCGCUCUCCCCACUCCCCAAAGCUACCGACUCCCCCGAAGCUCAAAAGGUUAUCCUCGCCAGUGGAAGUACUGAUGAGCGUAUCAACCUGUACUCGAUAUCUGUCGCACCACCUGCCGUGAACGACGAUUAUCCUUCAGUCCCGACGCUGGCCGGGAAUAAGAUUCUCGAGAACCCCAGAAAUCGUGAGCUGGGAUCUUUGUUGCACCACUCCGCCAGCAUCUCGGCCCUGAGUUUUCCCUCGCGCAGCAAGUUGCUUGCAGGUGCAGAAGACAACACCAUCUCUGUGUCUAAAACCCGUGAUUGGUCCGUCGUUUCGACUAUCAAAGCGCCGCGCCCCAAGGUCCAGGGCAGACCCAGCGGUGAUACAGCGCCCCCCGGCGCUGCACCAUCCGGGGUCAAUCAUUUUGCAGUACAUCCCAGCAUGAAGCUUAUGCUAAGUGUAGGCCGGGGCGAGAGAUGUAUGCGGUUGUGGAAUCUGGUGACUGGCAAAAAAGCAGGUGUGCUGAACUUUGGGAAGAAUGUGCUACAAAGUGUCAAGGAAGGCAAAUGGAGCAGCGGAGAAGGACGGCGCAUUGCAUGGAAUCCCGAGGGUGAGGAGUUUGCUGUAGCUUUCGAAUGGGGUGCCGUGGUAUUUGGCAUUUGCAGACUCGUCCCGGGUCCGCGGAGCAAGAUUCACCAGAUGAAAUAUGUUUCUCUGUCUACGGGCGAUGAUCGUCAAGAUGACAUCCUUGCCCUCUCCACAGAGGAUGGCCGAGUCAUCUUUUAUUCGACCAAGACAUUGCAAGAGGUCGAGGAUGAUUCUGAAUCCCCGAUUCCCCAUGCUACCGCUGUCGCCCAGAUUGGUGGUAAACAGGCUGAACUACCCGGGCGCAUCAAGGACUUUGAAAUUCUGAGCCUUGAAGCGCAGGCUAAGGAAUUCCGAGAUCACUUCUUGGCUGUGACUGGCAACAGUGACGGGACAGUUCGCAUCUGGAAGGUUGCCAGGAAAGACAUUGUGCCCACAACACAGGCCACGACUGGGAAGGAGAAGGAGAAGAAAGACUCAAUUUCUCAAAUUGGGAAGAUCUUGACCACUUAUGAGACCGGUAAUCGGAUCACCUGCUUAGCAUCUUUUGUCAUGUCACCGGCAGAGGAUCCGUCCAUGCUUGUGGAUUCCGAGGAGGACGAGGACGAGGGCGAGGAGGAGUCCUCAAGUGAAUCCGAUGCUUGA